CGGACAUGGUUGAGAGUUUGUCCAUUAGUGUGUUGUGGUCAGUGGAAGAAACUCGGUUGGGGGCGUCCUGGAACCUGCCCGCCUGAGCCGGUUUGUGUGGAACUGACGCUGUGGCUGGUAGGAGUCCACUUUUCCUACCCAUUCAAGGGCACUGCCAAGAGGCCCCGAAGAUCACACUUGUUCUGGGACCGGUCACCCUCAUGGACACCCCACAGGAGUUCUAUACAAGGGAUGUAGAAGGUGACAAGUCCCAACUGUGAGCUCACUUAGACGAUGGGGGACUGGAACCUGCUGGGAAAGCUCCUGGAAAACGCCCAGGAGCACUCCACCGUGGUGGGCAAGGUGUGGCUCACGGUCCUGUUCAUCUUCCGCAUCCUGAUCCUGAGCGCCGCCACAGAGAAGGUGUGGGGCGACGAGCAGUCGGGCUUCACCUGUGACACCAAGCAGCCCGGUUGCGAGAACGUGUGCUACGACAUCACUUUCCCCAUCUCCCACGUUCGCUUCUGGGUGCUGCAGAUCAUCUUUGUGUCCACACCUACGCUGAUCUACCUGGGCCACAUCCUGCAUCUGGUGCGCAUGGAGGAGAAGCAGAAGGAGAAAGAGAAGACUCAUCCUCCGAACAAGCCGGCCCUCGUCGUGGAUGCCCACAAGCACAAAAAGGCCUUGAUGAGAGACGAAAAAGGACAUGUGCGCCUGCAGGGGGAACUCUUGCGCACAUAUGUUUUUAAUGUCAUUUUUAAGACCCUCUUUGAGGUGGGCUUCAUUGUGGCCCAAUACCUGUUGUACGGCUUUGAGCUGAAGCCCAUGUACACAUGCGACAGGCCGCCAUGUCCCAACGCGGUCAACUGCUACAUCUCCCGACCCACAGAGAAAACCAUUUUCAUCAUCUUCAUGCUGGGCGUGGCCAGCGUUUCCCUCUUCCUCAACCUCAUUGAGAUCUACCACCUGGGCUUCACCAAGUGCCGCCAGGGCAUCACCUUUAGGAGAAGCAAUCGGUCACCCGAGACCAUGUCCAAGGGGCACAGCGACACCGAAGCGCCGUUCGGCCCGACGUAUGAUGACUAUUUCCACGAGCAUCGCCCUCCCAGCUACAACCUCUCCCCUCUGUCCGAGGGCGCCGAAUCAUCCUUUCAGCCCUGUAAUAGCAAAGCGGCCUACAAACAGAACAAGGACAACUUGGCGGUGGAAAGGAGUGGCAGCAAGCUGGAGGAAUGUGACCUGAAAGGAAAGAAGCGAGGAUCUGCCCCCGGGUCACCCACGCAGAGCAGGCAAGGCCGCAGUGCCAAGUACAGCAACAACAAGACUCGAAUAGAUGAUCUCAAGAUAUGAGACACGGCUUUCAGGGGGCGGAACGCUGAUGAAAAAAAAAUGUAUUCAUGGUGCAGGUUUGACUCAUUCCAAAUCAGACAUUCAUGGUCCACAAAGUUGAUUUUGUGAAACAUUUACAGUAUUGCAUAAAGGAUGCAGAAAAUGGCAAAAAGUCCAGCUUUUGAAGCAACACAAUUCCGUGGGACCUCUCAAGUUGGACACAAUCUGUCCUCAAUGCUGUUGUACUUUCAAAGUAAUUUCUCCAUUGGAAUUAAUUUCCUCAGCUCGGAAAAAACAUACUUUUUAGAACGGAUUCCUGACAAGUGUGACACCUUAACCACUCUAUAAUAAAACUAGCAAACUUGAAAGUAAAUCAAAACUAAAGAAAGUCAUCGUGCACAAUGCUGUCACGUUGUGGCAGGUGUUGCUGGAAGCGUUGCACAAUCAAAAGUAAUUGUAAAGUAUACCCCCUUCCAUCACAGGGGUUAUGUUGCAGGCCACGCCCACAAUAAGUGAAAUCCAUAGCAAAGAAAUACCAUGCUGAAACACUCCUUAGGAAACAUUUACAGCACUUUUUAAAGGAAUAUAAACUCACUCUAAAAUAAAACCAAAAAAUGUAAAAUACCAAGAGAGCGCAAGAUGACUGCAUAAGACAAAAAUAUAGCAGCGUACCAAUCCCUCCAUGUGCUGAUGGUGGUUGUCUGGUUAGCAUUCCGCCUCACAGUACAGAGGUGCAGGGUUUGAUUCCGGCUCCAGCAUUCCUGUGUGGAGUUUGCAUGUUCU
Molecule: messenger RNA, 2091 nt
Organism: Hippocampus comes (tiger tail seahorse)
Lineage: Eukaryota; Metazoa; Chordata; Actinopteri; Syngnathiformes; Syngnathidae
Product: gap junction alpha-3 protein-like
Exons: 2
Coding region: 274-1329 (351 amino acids)
Biological process (GO): cell-cell signaling
Cellular component (GO): connexin complex
Molecular function (GO): gap junction channel activity
Source: RefSeq, a predicted model, not a curated record